AAUGUGUCAAAUUGAGAAGCAUUUCUAUGGGAAAGUGCUUCGCUUGUCUUAUUUAACGCAAAUUUAACCGGCAGCAAAUCAUUUAUUGGUGUAACUUGCAAAUUAAAAUUGAGGUUUAUCAUUCGAUUAUAGUGACGACCUUGUUUUGUGAAAUCAAAUCAUCGACAAACUUAUUGAAUUUUUGGGAACUUUAAAACGAUUUAAAACGCAACUUGAACAUGGAUUCAGAUCUCUAUGAUGAAUUUGGUAAUUACAUUGGGCCAGAUUUAGAAAGUGAUGACGAUGAUGAUCAGAGCAUCUACGGUCAAGAGGUGCCGGAUGAUAUCGAUGAUGAUGCCAUGGACGAAGAUGAGGACAAUACUGUUGACGAUGAAAAAGCGUCGCGAGCCGUUGUUUUGCACGAAGAUAAAAAGUAUUAUCCAACGGCAUUAGAAGUAUAUGGUCCGGAUGUUGAGACAAUUGUUCAAGAGGAAGAUGCACAGCCAUUGGAUAAACCGCUCAUUGAGCCCGUUAAAAGGAUGAAAUUCCAACUUAAAGAGCAAAAUCUACCAGACACAUCAUAUGAAAUGGAAUUUUUGGCUGAUUUGAUGGAUACACCAACAUUGAUUCGAAAUGUUGCAUUGGUUGGACAUUUGCAUCAUGGUAAAACCACAUUUGUCGAUUGUCUCAUUCGUCAAACACAUCCACAAUUCGAAACAAACGAAGAACGAGCAUUGAGAUAUACAGAUACAUUGUUCACCGAACAAGAACGUGGCGUAAGCAUCAAAUCAACACCAGUUACUUUGGUAUUGCCGGACAUUAAGCAGAAAAGUUAUUUGAUGAACAUUUUUGAUACGCCUGGCCAUGUGAAUUUCAGCGAUGAGGUCACCGCUUCGAUGCGACUCACCGAUGGUAUUGUGCUAUUUGUUGAUGCAGCCGAAGGUGUUAUGCUUAACACCGAACGUUUAUUGAAACAUGCCGUUCAAGAAAAGCAAGCAAUUACACUUUGCAUCAAUAAGAUUGAUCGCUUGAUUUUGGAAUUGAAACUACCACCACAAGAUGCAUACUUCAAGCUAAAACACAUUAUUGAAGAAGUGAAUAGUAUUCUAAGCGCCUAUGCAACGGAAGAGAAUCCAAGGAUCAUGUCACCGGUUUUGGGCAAUGUUUGCUUUGCAAGUUCAUUGUAUGGCAUUUGCUUUACAUUGAAAUCGUUUGCAAAGUUAUAUUCGGACACCUAUCCAUCUGUGAAUCAUGUUGAUUUUGCUAAACGCUUGUGGGGCGAUGUGUACUUCCAACCAAAAACGCGUAAAUUCACCAAGAAACCACCGCACAAUUCGGCUCAACGCAGUUUUGUUGAAUUUAUUCUCGAGCCAUUGUACAAGUUACUAGCUCAAGUUGUGGGCGACGUGGACUCAUCAUUGGCCGAUACAUUGGCCGAAUUGGAAAUUCGUGUGACAAAAGAAGAAAUGAAAUGCAACAUUCGGCCAUUGCUACGUUUGAUUUGUAAUCGAUUCCUUGGCGAUUUCAGUGGAUUUGUUCAAAUGUGUGUGGAGCACAUAGAGUCACCGCUGGAUAAUGCUAGAAAUAAAGUCGAUCACAUGUAUACAGGACCCAAAUACGGCACCAUUUACGAUAAUAUGGUCAACUGUGAUCAAAAUGGUGCGUUAAUGGUUCACAGCUCAAAAAUGUAUCCAACGGAUGAUUGUACUUUCUUUCAAGUUUUGGCACGUGUUAUGAGUGGAACACUUUAUGCCGGUCAGGAGGUUCGAGUUUUGGGUGAAAAUUAUUCGUUAUUAGAUGAAGAAGAUUCACGAGUAUUGCAAGUUGGCCGUCUAUGGAUUUAUGAAGCUCGUUACAAAAUCGAAUUGAAUCGUGUGCCCGUUGGAAAUUGGGUAUUGAUUGAAGGUAUCGACCAAUGUAUUGUAAAAACAUCGACCAUCACCGAAGCACAAAACAAUGAAGAACUGUACAUUUUCCGGCCGCUAAAAUUCAAUACACAAAGUAUCAUUAAAAUAGCCGUCGAACCAGUCAAUCCAUCUGAAUUGCCAAAAAUGUUGGACGGUCUUCGUAAAGUCAAUAAAUCAUAUCCACUUUUGUCGACACGUGUUGAAGAGUCUGGUGAGCAUGUUAUACUCGGAACGGGUGAACUUUAUUUGGAUUGUGUAAUGCAUGAUUUGCGUAAAAUGUAUUCGGAAAUUGAUAUCAAAGUUGCCGAUCCGGUGGUUGCAUUCUGUGAAACGGUCGUCGAAACCAGUUCAUUGAAAUGUUUUGCCGAAACGCCAAAUAAAAAGAAUAAAAUCACAAUGAUUUCAGAGCCACUGGAAAAGGGUUUGGCUGAAGACAUUGAAAAUGAAGUUGUCUCAAUAGGUUGGAAUAAAAAACGAUUGGGUGAAUUUUUUCAAGUUAAUUAUGAUUGGGAUUUGCUUGCGGCGCGUUCCAUUUGGGCAUUUGGUCCGGAUAAUGCUGGACCAAAUAUUUUGGUUGAUGAUACAUUACCGUCUGAAGUUGAUAAAAAUCUAUUGGGAGCCGUUAAGGAUUCGAUUGUACAAGGUUUUCAAUGGGGAACACGUGAGGGUCCAUUGUGCGAAGAACCAAUUCGAAAUGUAAAAUUUAAGAUUUUGGAUGCGGUCAUUGCAAAUGAACCACUGCAUCGUGGUGGCGGUCAGGUCAUUCCAACAGCUCGUCGUGUUGCCUAUUCGGCUUUCCUUAUGGCCACCCCCAGACUGAUGGAACCAUAUUUGUUCGUAGAGAUACAAGCACCAGCCGAUUGUGUUCCAGCUGUAUACACUGUUUUGGGACUUCGCAGAGGUCAUGUUACACAAGAUGCACCCAUUUCCGGUUCACCAUUGUACACAAUUAAAGCAUUCAUUCCCGCCAUCGAUUCAUUCGGUUUCGAAACCGAUCUUCGAACACACACUCAAGGACAAGCAUUCUGUUCGUCUGUGUUCCAUCAUUGGCAGAUUGUGCCCGGUGAUCCAUUGGAUAAGAGUAUAAUUAUUCGACCGCUUGAAAAACAGGCAGCCACACAUUUGGCACGAGAAUUUAUGAUUAAAACACGACGACGAAAAGGAUUGUCAGAAGAUGUGUCCAUUAAUAAAUUCUUCGACGAUCCUAUGUUGCUUGAAUUGGCCAGACAAGAUGUUCUACUCAAUUAUCCGUUAUAAUAUGUUUUUCAUACAUUUAAGGAGAUGAUGAAGAUCGAUUAAAUUUAACCAAAUAAAAAAAAUUGAA
Molecule: messenger RNA, 3210 nt
Organism: Contarinia nasturtii (swede midge)
Lineage: Eukaryota; Metazoa; Arthropoda; Insecta; Diptera; Cecidomyiidae
Product: 116 kDa U5 small nuclear ribonucleoprotein component
Exons: 9
Coding region: 219-3143 (974 amino acids)
Biological process (GO): mRNA splicing, via spliceosome
Cellular component (GO): U2-type catalytic step 2 spliceosome; cytosol; U4/U6 x U5 tri-snRNP complex
Molecular function (GO): U5 snRNA binding; translation elongation factor activity; GTP binding
Source: RefSeq, a predicted model, not a curated record